This is a messenger RNA of Oryzias latipes (Japanese medaka), 2068 nucleotides long. Lineage: Eukaryota; Metazoa; Chordata; Actinopteri; Beloniformes; Adrianichthyidae. The record is from RefSeq and is a predicted model, not a curated record.
ACAGGGAAAGAGGCAGAUCAGGGCGAUCUGUGAAGUGGCUCCUUUUGUCUUGACUCGUCUCCGUGAGAUGAUGUGACUGAAGAACUGCAGAAGGAGAGAUUUCUGAACUUCUUUUCAAACCUCAGCUGGACAGACAAACCUGCUUUGACUCACUGCAAGAAAAGCUCUGAUUUGACACCCGUCUCGUCUUUUUUGUGCUGAGGGUUCAGCCAUGCACCUCGGGUCAGACAUCCUGAUCCUGCUGAGUGUGCUGCUGCUGUGGGGAACUCUGGGAUCCGGAGAACAGAAUGACACAGAACCCAUCAUACUCGAAGGCAAAUGUUUGGUGGUUUGUGACUCCACUCCUUCAUCCGAGCCUGCUGGGAACGCUUUGGGGAUGUCUGUCCGCUCCGGCUCUGGACGAGUGGCCUUCUCCGCCAGCCGCCAGACCAACCACGAGCCCACAGACAUGAGCAACCGCACUAUGAUCAUCUACUUUGAUAAUAUCUUGGUAAACGUUGGGACUCAUUUUGACCAAGAGAGUAGCAUCUUUCUGGCGCCUCGGAGAGGAGUUUACAGCUUCAACUUUCACGUUGUGAAGGCCUACAAUAGACAAACCAUUCAGGUGAGCCUGAUGGUGAACGGCUGGCCGAUGAUUUCUGCUUUUGCUGGAGACCAAGAUGUGACCAGAGAAGCUGCGACCAAUGCCGGCUUGGUGAUCAUGGAGAAGGGGGACAAGGCGUACCUCAGACUGGAGAGAGGAAACCUGAUGGGGGGCUGGAAGUAUUCCACUUUCUCUGGAUUUCUGGUGUUUCCUUUGUGAGGAAGGUGGAAUGCUUGAAGGAUGAAGAUGAUAGAAGCAGAAGGAACAACUUGGAUGCUGGAGGGUGAAAAAUAAAGUGUAAUUUUCUUAUUAAACAAAGUGCAUGAAAGGUGGCAGAAAUGUAUGCCAAAAGAACUCUAAGAAGGAAAUAUAUCUAUAUAUAACACUUAUUUGCUCUAAUUUUCCUGUGUGUAAAUAUACUUAAGGAGUUUAUUUUAAAAAAAAUAACAAGAGACUGAUAUGGUUUUUCGCUCCCAUAGAACAAAAAACUUUUAUUUUUAAGUACUGAGUUACUCUUAAUGUCACCCACCUAACUUUAAAAGACUCAUUACACUGCAAAAAGAGACUCCCUAAAAAUGUUUAAAUUUUUUUUUUUAAAUCUUCAAAUAAGCAAAAAAGGUGUUGCCAGGAAUUUUUACUUUAAGAAAAAAAUCUAAUCACGGUGACAUUUUUUCUUAAACUAAGAAUUUUUUGCUAUUGAAAUGAUUCAAUAAGAUGAUUUUUUUUUUGAAGACAGAAAAUAAGGCACAUUUUCUUGAAACAAGGGUCUUUACUUUGCUAUUAUUUAGUUUUUGCAGUGCACCCUUCCUUGAAUGUGAUGUUUGAAUGAUGUCCUUCUUUAUCACUACCAUGCAACAGAUGUUUAUUUACUGAUACAUUUCUAUCAAGAACAAAGCAUUAAAGUAAAGUUAUCUACAAUCGACUGAGCAUUUUUUGCACAGAAAAAAAGAAGCAACCUUUAAUUUAUUGAUUGCUUUAGGUGUGGCUGUUAAAUCCUUUCACACGAAGCAGAAUUUCUCUUUCAUGGCUCGCUUGCCUAUGCCACGACAGUGGUUUGUAAAUAUAGCUCCCACCCACAGAGCUGCCGUUGGCUUGGACCAGGCAGGCCAGCAUGGGACGGAAUCGAAGUGCCUGGUAUGGCUGAUAGUCUUUGCAGGGCUGAGGACAGAUGGAGGCUUUGGCGAGUGAGCAGGCACAUCUCUGUGGGACUGCUAUGGACAAAGUGUGGUGCACUGUCACAUGGAGUCAUUCACGCUUCCCUGGUUAGGCCCUCUCUCUUGAGUAUUUCUUCAUUCCCAAUAUCAUUUUUUUAUGGUUUAUGAGUUGUAAAAAAAUGGAAAAGUGACACAUCCUUACUGCAAACCUAUUGUCCAAUGAAUUAACAAACGUAAACUUCUUUCUUUCAUUAAAAAUGCAUCACUUCCUCAUUAUCAAACUGCUUAGAACUGGUGCUUCUUAAACUAACCACGUCAAGGAAGAAACUUC